Larimichthys crocea (large yellow croaker) is the source of this 1967-nucleotide messenger RNA. It is a transcript of the gene neurod4, whose product is annotated as neuronal differentiation 4. Gene Ontology annotation, cellular component: nucleus. Gene Ontology annotation, molecular function: DNA-binding transcription factor activity, RNA polymerase II-specific; E-box binding; protein dimerization activity. The record is from RefSeq and is a predicted model, not a curated record. Gene Ontology annotation, biological process: camera-type eye development; axon development; positive regulation of transcription by RNA polymerase II. The transcript is spliced from 2 exons. Bases 183 to 1256 code for a protein of 357 amino acids. NCBI's taxonomy places the organism in Eukaryota, Metazoa, Chordata, Actinopteri, Sciaenidae.
UGAGCACUGAUGGCUAUCUGAGGGAGCACAAGAGUUUGGGACAUUGGUGGAUGCACGAAGAGAGAAAAGCAGCGACUCUGGACUAAUUUCUUAGUUGCUGAAAUUUUUUUUCUUAAAUUAGCCAGAUUUUUUUCUGUGAGGCUAUUUUGCGCAGAGCAAGCGGUGAAUCCAAACAGAUCAAAAUGAUGACCAAACCAUUUGGAAAGAGUGGGGAUGUCAGUGAGCUGGUGAGUUCCCUCAGCUGGCUGGAGGAUGAAGAUGGCAGCUCUCAGGAUGGAGAGGAAAGCCCAGAGAUGAGGGGGCACCAUGGCCUGACUGUAGGGAGCCGAAUCCACUCCUGCACAGAAAUGGGCAGUGAGGAUAUGGAGGAAGAAGAGGAGGAUGAGGAGGAGGAGAUUGGACCAAAUGGAGAAAACGCUCCCAAAAGGAGAGGCCCUAAGAAGAAGAAGAUGACCAAAGCUAGACAAGAGCGGUUUCGCGCCCGGCGAGUUAAAGCCAAUGCCAGAGAACGCUCACGUAUGCACGGGCUGAACGAUGCCCUGGAUAGUCUGCGCAGAGUGAUGCCCUGCUACUCCAAAACACAGAAGCUGUCAAAGAUUGAGACUCUACGGUUGGCCCGCAACUACAUCUGGGCUCUGUCAGAAGUGCUUGAGAGUGGCCAGUCCACAGAGAGCCAUGGCUUUGUGGAGAUGCUGUGUAAAGGUCUGUCUCAGCCCACCAGUAACCUUGUGGCUGGCUGCUUGCAGCUGGAACAAAGUCCGAUGAUUCUCAACAAGCUGGAAGACAAGUGUGGAGGCCCAGGGGUCGGUGGUGUGGGGGGUCAGGCUGGCCAUACCCUCAGCUACCCAUCUCCAGGCCUUCCCAGCCCCCCCUAUGGCUCCCUGGAGGCUUCCCACCUUCUCCACAUGAAGGGAUUCAAGGGGCCUGUAUAUGACAACCCCUCCCCUAACGAAUGCAGCAGUGGCACCCCACCAUACGAUGGGCCUCUCACUCCCCCUCUGAGCAUCAGUGGCAACUUUGCCUUGAAGCAAGAGACUUCUCCCCAUGAGUCAGAGAGAAACUACACACCCCACCCAGGACAUCAUGCCCACUACCUCUCAUCCCACCAUUACCCCACUUCCACAUCUGCUGGCCUGCCAGUGGGGCCACAGGGCCACCCACUUUUUCAGGCUUCACGCUAUGAGCUGCCCCUAGAUGUGGCCUUUGACUCCUUCACUCCAUCUCACCUGAUCACCUCUCAGAUGGGCACUAUCUGAAGUGUGACCAUGAACAGUUGAGAGGACCAGUGAUUGAGUCUGCUAUGGAACUGGCUGCCCUUGAAUAAACUGUUGUAAAAAUGAUGGCCAUUGUACUAACUGUAUAGAGAAAAUGGUUUGAAUUAAGUUGUCUAGUACUCUGGGAGAGCACUGAAUGCUCAGAGACUCAACACCUCAACUCAAUCUACCUGAUACAAACACGCACCCAUAACUUUUAAUGUUUUAUUUAUUAUUUUUUGUCAUGAUUAUAUGUUGGUAUUUGGAUUGUAUUUUUUCUGAAAAAGUUGCCCCCUCAGUUGUUACAAAUGACUAAAGAUGAUUUUACCAAAUCAGAUAUCCAUGCCUAAGCAUUACAAAGAUGUUUCUGUGCAAGUGUAAGGAUUGAACAAAAACAUAUCUGCAUAUCAAAAGAAACUGAUAAAAAAAAGUAACCUAAACCUAAAUUGUGUGCUGAGGCCUACAACCAAUGUUCCCCUCACCAUAAGAAAAAGCAAUGCAUUUAUUUAUAUCUGUAUUUAAUAUUUAUUUUGUUAACGUCUUGUUUUUUAUAUUUUUCUCAGCAGUUUUUGUUUUACUGUUUCUCGGUCUGUUGUCAGUCACUGGCAGCUGUACUGUAUUUAAAUUAUUUAUUUGAGGUCUUUCAGGUACUUGUUCAUUUGGUGUCACCAUAUUUUGUCACUGUACUGUUAUUACUGUAAAUAUUUUACUGUU